Molecule: messenger RNA, 4749 nt
Organism: Oncorhynchus mykiss (rainbow trout)
Lineage: Eukaryota; Metazoa; Chordata; Actinopteri; Salmoniformes; Salmonidae
Source: RefSeq, a predicted model, not a curated record
GUUCAGAAACCAGGACAGAGACAGGGGAGCGGAGGGAUAGUGGUUCAGAAACCAGGACAGAGACAGAGGAGAGGGAUCAGGGUUCAGAAACCAGGACAGAGACAGGGGAGAGGGAUCAGGGUUCAGAAACCAGGACAGAGACAGAGGAGAGGGAUCAGGGUUCAGAAACCAGGACAGAGACAGAGGAGAGGGGGGAUAGGGGUUCAGAAACCAGGACAGAGACAGAGGAGAGGGAUCAGGGUUCAGAAACCAGGACAGAGACAGGGGAAAGGAGGGAUAGGGGUUCAGAAACCAGGACAGAGACAGAGGAGAGGAGGGAUAGUGGUUCAGAAACCAGGACAGAGACAGAGACAGGGGAGAGGGGUAGCCAUGUUGGCAUCUUACAGGUGGUUGACACCAGUGAGACAGUCUCUCACCAUGAUGACCCUGAGGUCUCCACCGGCCAAUCAGACACUCCCCAAGGAGAGGACCAGACACUGAACACUCUGACCGAGACUCUCAUACACUUAGCCCCCACUCCCACUGACCACCAAACACCAACGCACUACACACCUUCCACUGAAUCAGAGACCGAGAGACCGGAGGAGAUGGAGCAAGAGGACGAGGAAGAGAACCACUCAGAUACUGAGCCCCAAGAGCAAGAAGAGACAGGCCCCAUUCAGCCAGAGGAACCUGUGUUAAAAUCCUGUUCCAUGGACAAGCCAUCCAAUGAAACUAACCACAGAGACCCAGAACUACAACGGACCCCAGCAGUGAUGUUUCACGACCCUCCACCUCCCUCGCCCCUGCUCCACCAGCCCCCAGCCCAGUUAACCCAGUCCCCAGCCCAGUUAACCCAGUCCCCAGCCCAGUUAACCCAGUCCCCAGCCCAGUUAACCAGGUCCUACUCCCAGUCCAGCCAGUGCUCCCAGUCUUCAGUCUUUCCUAAGUCCCAGACACUGACAGAGGCCCACAACAUCAAUGCUGCUGUCCUCAGUUCUGGGGUGCUCUGUCUGCCUGGAACAAGAGAUAGGGGAGGUCGAGCCCUGGUGACCGUGACCACGAGGAACACCGGCUGGUUGAACCCCAGCUGUGACUGUGGAGAACUGGUCAGAAUCCUGGUCUACUACUACACAAUGCUCAGGAAGGAGGUGCGUUCCCUAGGGUUGACAGUCGUGGUGGACUCCCGGCGGUGCUCCCCUGUCCCCGCUCUGUUCAGCGCCUUCAACAUACUUCAGGAUGCUUUGCCCGGCUGUAUCUACACUGUCCUGUUACUGGCUGAUAGAGACCUGGUUCUACGCCUGGAGAAACCCUCAGCCGUACAGGUGGAGUUGUUGACCUCUCUGAAGUCUCUCUAUAAACAUGUGGAGGUGUCUCAGCUGCCUACUGAGUUUGAUGGAUCCUUCCCCUUUUCACACAGCGCCUGGGUCUGCUUCAGAACGAGAGUGGAACAGCUAACCAGUCACUGUGAGGACGCUGUCAACCUUCUGCAGAGUACCAUCACAGGUCUGGAGUCUACUGUCCUGCCAGCUACCGCUGAGGAGGCCCAGGUGUUACUUGCCAGGUACAGGGGUGUGAUGUGCACCGUCCUGGAGGACAGCCGAUUGGCUAGAUUACAGCUGGAGGGCGGAGCCGUCCUGUCCCGCCUCCGUAAAGAGGAAACCAGUGUCAGCCUCAGCGACGACUACAGAGAUGCCGUAGAGGUUGUGGCUGGUCUGUACGAUCAGGUGGAUGAGCUGGUUCACAAGCUGGUGAUGCUGUCCAACCAACGCACUCAGGAACUGGACUUUAUCAUGGAGUUCAAGAGUCUGGAGCAGGGAUUCAAGGAGGUGAGUGACUGGAUUGAGGAGGUUGGAGAGUGUCGUCUGAGAACGCUCGGAGAGCUGGAGGAUUCUCUGGAGCAGCUGCACAGGAAACAGACCCUCUUCAGAGACUUCUACACUGCUGCCUACGAACACUGUAAGGGAGGCGAGGUGCUGCUGAAACGUCUAGAACGUUGGGAAGACUUGUCGUCAGCCGAGCUGCAGGUGUACGAGGUCAAAGUUCGAUCCUUCUGGGUCCACCUGCACGACUUCUCCCAGAGGGUAGAAGACACCAAGACCAACAUCGACAAGACCGUACGUCUCUACGAGUUCUUCGACAAGGCGUAUGAGUGGGCGUUGGAGGGGAUGCGUCACCUGGCCAGCAUCAGCAUGGAGGACUGCACGGUGCCCGACAAGAGCCAGGGGGUGAUCAGCUGUCUGGAGGGGUACCGCCGGCAGCACCCCCCGAUCCCCGACCCCCGCUUCCAGGAGAUGAAGGAGCUGGCUGGGGAGAUGAAGAGCGAGCAGGGCCUCAAACAGUGGAAGUUCGCCUGGUCCAAGUGCCAGGAGACCAAGCAGAUGUUUGAGAAGAAGCUGGAGGCCGCUCUGAGGACGAGGCGAGCCCUGCCCACGGGAGAGUCAUCCGGGUCGGGUACAGCGGGUGCAGGGAAGGAAGGCGGGGUAGGGGACGCCACCCCCAGACGUUACUCUGACGUUAACAACGACGUGGGACAGGAGAGGAGCCGCAGCGUGUCACACGCCUGUAGAAAGGCCUUUAGUGGGGUGUGGGGGGUCAGAGAGAGGCUGUCCUCUACCUCCAGCGCUGCCUCAGCUCAGUCGGCCUGCAGCCUCAGACAGGAGACACCCCUAACCUCCUCUCCCUACGGUCUGGUGCACAGGCUCCCCCUCACCCCCCUCUCCACCCAGCUCCUCACCCGUAGCACCUCCUCCGAGGAGUCGUCCCACGGGGUUCGUAUUGAAGCGCAGGGCCGUAGCUCCUCCUGUUCCUCCUCCCCCUCCCUGACCCCCCUGGAGCCGAGCUCCGCCCCUAACCCUGCUCGCCGGCCCCCGCUCCGCAAGACCCAGAGCUUCGACUGCCAGAGCCCCGCCCCCGCCUCCCCUGACUCCUCCCGCUAUGGGACCUGUCAGCGUACGCUGAGCGAGCCGGCCCGGCGCGGCCACACUGGGGUGUUUAUUAAAGGCCUGGAGGUCAGUAGUAGGGAGGUGGCUGAGCGACCCUACUCCCCCAGAAUGACGCCUCCUGGCUGGGCAGCGGGAGAGGCACUGAGGACCCCCUCCAUCAGCACUGCCAGUAGUCCUGUACCAGAGACCCGCGCCAAGGGCAGUAAGCUGCGUCACAUCGUGGAUGAGAUGGUGACCACGGAGAGGGAGUACGUGCGUUCCCUCCGGUACAUCAUCGAGCACUACUUCCCCGAGAUGGAGAGAGGAGACCUCCCGCAGGACCUCAGGGGAAAACGCAGCGUCAUCUUUGGGAACCUGGAGAAGCUUAUGGACUUCCACAGCCAGUACUUCCUCAAGGAGUUGGAGAGCUGCUGCAACCACCCUCUGAGGGUGUCACACUGCUUCCUACGACACCAAGACGCGUUCGGCCUGUACGCUCUGUACAGUAAGAACAAGCCUCGGUCUGAUACGCUGUUGGCCAGCCACGGAAACAGCUUCUUCAGGAACAAGCAGCUGAAGCUGGGAGAUAAGAUGGACCUGGCCUCCUACCUGUUAAAGCCCAUCCAGAGGAUGGCUAAAUACGCUCUCCUCCUCAAAGACCUGAUCAAGGAGGUGAGCGAGGCGCAGGAGACAGAGCUGGGCUACCUCCGAGCCGCCGCGGAGAUGGUCAAGUUCCAGCUGCGUCACGGCAACGACCUGCUCGCCAUGGACGCCAUUCGAGACUGUGACGUGAACCUGAAGGAGCAGGGUCAACUGGUCAGACAGGAUGAGUUCUGGAUCUGGUACGGCAGGAAGAAGUGUCAGCGCCAUGUCUUCCUGUUUGAAGACCUGGUGCUGUUCAGUAAACCCAAACGCAUCGAAGGAGGACUGGACGUUUACAUCUACAAACACUCCUUUAAGACGGCAGACGUGGGGAUGACCGAGACAUCUGGGGACAACAGUCUUCGUUUCGAGGUGUGGUUCAGACGCAGGAGCAGUAAGAACCAGACGUAUGUCCUGCAGGCCUCCAACACAGACAUCAAACACGCCUGGACCACCAACAUCGCACGUAUCCUCUGGCAGCAGGCUACCCGGAAUAAAGAGAUCCGUAAUCAGGAGAUGGUUUCCAUGGGAGUGGGUAACAAGCCGUUCCUGGACAUUAAACCCAGUGAUGCUGCGAUCAACGACAGGGCUAUAGACUACAUCAUGAAGGGACGAGGUGCCAGAACUCGAGCCUCCAUUGCCGUGUCCCUGUUCGACCACUCCAACCCUUUCAAGCGUACAGCGUCGAUUAACGGGGGGUCUGGCGGCGGGGCCCCUGCUGCGUCUGGCUCCUGCACUCUCCUGGGGCCCCUCAACCUGCACAUGUACAGCAGCCACAGCCAGGCCCUGCUGCCCGGGGGAGAGAGGCCCUUCAUCAGCCCGUGUAUGGAGGAGGACGAGAUGGAGCACGAGACCAGCAGCCAGCCAUCCAUGACUACAGAGAGCUCAGGUUCAUCGUCCCACUGUCUGUCCGGCAGCGGCUCCAGUGGUUCAGACAGUGGCUGUGUGUCCAGCCACCUCCCUGAGGCCAGUUUAUCUGAGGAUCCCUCGUUCCCCUGCCGUCCCCCGUCCGACGCCGUGACCUCCCCCAGCCUCCCCAAAGACAAGCCGCGCUACAACAACAGCCAGUACAUUUCAGCCGUCUGAUAUCCAGAAAGACACUAUUACCACGCCAAGGAAGACAGGCGAGACUCUCAUCUCACAUGGACACUGUAAAGACCUGGGACUGUUUUUAAAAUAAAAAGAAAAGCCACUUUUGAGCAUA